CGCGUGUGCACUUCAUAACAGGAUCAAAGGACGAGCAAUGUGACGGUGCAGAGCGUGAGAGACUACAGUCUCAAGCACAACAAUGCCUUGAGGAUGGGAAACCUGCACCGCGUCAUCACAGCAGCCUUGAUGGUACGGCAGCUUGUUGCUCAUGAUCGUCAGAAGGAUCAGAUCCAGCACCGUGGUUGCGCUUCUAGGACGUGAUCGAUGAAAAUCUCAUCUGUACGGGCUGCUCGGGAAAUCUUUCGUUGAAUCAAAAGUAUUUUCCUAACGUCUUAAAGCUAAGACUUGAUGGGGAGGAGGGCAAGUGGUCGUUCCCGAUGGUUUUAGAGGAUGCGAAUGCCAUCCAGAAGCGAGGCUGAAACCACGAAGUAAUGAACAACAAAUGCAUGUGCUAAGCACUAGCAUGGGCAAUACAUAGCAUAGUAUACGCAAAUGGUGUUUCAAGUAUGAAGUGUCAAAAGCAAUAUUUGCUGUGUCGGUUGCGCGCACUACGAUAAAACUUCAUUUCGUUAAC
Messenger RNA from Phytophthora nicotianae INRA-310, 517 nucleotides. RefSeq lists its product as hypothetical. The record is from RefSeq and is a predicted model, not a curated record. The transcript has a single exon. NCBI's taxonomy places the organism in Eukaryota, Oomycota, Peronosporomycetes, Peronosporales, Peronosporaceae. Bases 94 to 204 code for a protein of 36 amino acids.